CACGAGUUUGGGUUUCUUCCCCUUCUCUUCUCCGGGCAUCACAGGAUCGAGGCGAUACCGGAGGAGCCCCCGCCAUCGGCCAUCCUCCUUCGCGUCGCGCCUCCGGAUCCCGAGCUUCCAGAAAGCCGACCGGUUCGUCGGCCGGUCGCCGGAGAUGGAAGCCAAUCACGCCUCGCGGGGGCGCCGCACCCUGGAGGAGAUCCGGCAGAAGAGAGCCGCCGAGAGGAUGCAGCAGCAGCACAACCCGGCCGCCGCGGCGUCCCUUGUCGACCCUUACGGGAACCCAGGAGCCGGAGCUGAGCUUCUUGGUCGAGUUAGAGAACUUGAAAAUGGGAACAUAGCAUUGGAGAGGGAAAACCAAAUGCUGUUAUCCAAGAUUGCUGAGAAGGAAGUCGAGAAGGAUUCCCUCGUUAACCGCUUGAACGACCUUGAGCGGAAUAUAGUACCCUCCUUGAAAAAGGCUGUGAAUGACAUUUCUUUGGAGAAAGAUGCCGCAGCUGUUGCUAAGGAGGAUGCUCUCGCACAACUAAGGAGCAUGAAGAAACGACUGAAGGAGGCAGAAGAGGAGCAAUACAGGGCAGAAGAGGACUCUGCAUCAUUGAGAGCACAGUUAAAUACCCUGCAGCAGCAAGUAAUGAGCAACUCUUAUACUGGAUUUCCAGUUGGUGUAUCAAAUGAGCACAUUCUUGCUAUGGAAAAGGAGGUAGAAAAUUUGCAGGCUCAGCUGAAGCAAGAAUCAUUGCUAAGGCAGCAGGAGCAACAGAAACUUUCUGAAGAGUCCCUAUUAAGGCAACAAGAGCAACAAAAGCUAACUGGAGAACAGUCUCAUGCUGCUUCCUUGGUUGCGGAAAAGAAAGAGUUGGAAGAAAAAAUUGCUGCCUUGACGAAGAAAGCAUCAGAUGAAGCUUCUGAAUUUGCUGCACGCAAGGCAUUUUCAAUGGAAGAUAGGGAAAAACUUGAAAGCCAAUUGCAUGAUAUGGCUUUGAUGGUUGAGAGGCUAGAGGGCAGCCGCCAAAAGUUGUUAAUGGAGAUUGAUUCUCAAUCAUCAGAAAUAGAAAAGCUGUUUGAGGAGAACUCAGCCUUGUCUACUUCAUACCAAGAAGCUGUAGCUGUUACAAUGCAAUGGGAAAACCAGGUAAAAGAUUGUCUCAAGCAAAAUGAAGAGCUACGCUCUCACUUAGAGAAGUUAAGACUUGAGCAAGCUACUCUAUUGAAAACAAGUAAUACCACUAUCCAGCCAGAUGGGCAGAACGAGACCAGCAUUUCAUUCCCGCCAGAGUUUGUAACUGAGAAUCUCUCCCUAAAGGAUCAGCUCAUCAAAGAACAGAGCAGAUCCGAGGGGUUGUCGGCAGAAAUAAUGAAACUUUCAGCUGAACUCAGAAAAGCGGUGCAAGCGCAGAAUAACCUCGCACGCCUAUAUAGACCUGUGUUAAGAGGCAUAGAGAGCAACUUAAUGAAAAUGAAACAAGAAACAUAUGCAACGAUCCAGUAAUUUUGGAUGACCGAUUAUUUUCCCCCCUUACCUGCCUACACACAAAAGGCAGAGCUUACAGCAAGUAACGAUCAUUUGUAGAGUUACAAUCAACUAUAGUCAACAUUGUUGUACGUGUACAUUCGGUUCACUGUUGUAUUAUAUUGGAAAUGGGGGCAGUAACAAAUGAACGAGUACACCCGCCACCGGACUUUGGAAUCAGAUUUGCUUGUGUUGAAAUUAAAACUAUUAAGGGGGCUGUUAUACCA
This is a messenger RNA of Oryza sativa Japonica Group (Japanese rice), 1740 nucleotides long. RefSeq lists its product as uncharacterized. Lineage: Eukaryota; Viridiplantae; Streptophyta; Magnoliopsida; Poales; Poaceae. The record is from RefSeq and is a predicted model, not a curated record.